Molecule: messenger RNA, 6493 nt
Organism: Misgurnus anguillicaudatus (oriental weatherfish)
Lineage: Eukaryota; Metazoa; Chordata; Actinopteri; Cypriniformes; Cobitidae
Gene: clvs2
Product: clavesin 2
Biological process (GO): lysosome organization
Cellular component (GO): clathrin-coated vesicle; trans-Golgi network; endosome
Molecular function (GO): phosphatidylinositol bisphosphate binding
Source: RefSeq, a predicted model, not a curated record
AGCGCACAUCUCCCCUCCUCCGCCAUGUGAUGACGGACAGACCGUAUCACUGGAGCGAUGGCUUGAAGUCACUCUCAUCAGCAACAAAGCAAAGGCAGCAGCGGCGGCACUGACGUACACCAUCCAGCACAUCACCGGAACCAUACGGACCCGCACCGACACCAUACCGAUGGGAAUCUGGCGCUGAGAGACACCGGAAUCCGAUGAUGCUCGGACUUACAUUCAUGGCAACAUCAGAAAUGCGCGUUAAAUGGAUACUUACGACAACAGAUGCUGCAGGGUGCCGCAUUGCCUGGCCGCUUGAUGAUGGUAGGAUAGAGUAGCGCUUUAAUCGGCAAUGGUCGUUUUUAGGCGUUUUUGGGGUGGGCUGGAAUGAAUGGACGGAUUUUAUGGACAGACGUCAUUGUAUUUAACGCCUAUUAUUUCAACGUACACGCACAUUAGCCUGUUUAAGCCAUACAUACAUGCAUACAAUCGAUGUGCACGACCAUAUGAAUGUAUGUGAAUUUACAGAGUAAUAAAUCCACAAUACAGUUACAGCUCGUAAGGACUAUCGGUUUCAUAGCUUAUACUCAGGACCAUCUCAAAAGUCAGGUUUUAAUGUGAAAGGACUCGCAUUGGUUGACAUUCAUCAUCAUUUAUACUGUAUAGCAUACAGUACAGUACAGUAUAGUAAGCCUUGGUCCAGAGCAAGGACAAUGACUCAUUUACAGGCAGGCCUGUCUCCAGAAACCCUGGAGAAAGCCAAGGUGGAGUUAAAGGAGAACCCCGACACUUUGCACCAGGACAUACAGGAGGUGAGGGACAUGAUCAUCACCCGUCCAGACAUUGGCUUUCUCAGGACAGACGAUGCUUUCAUCCUGCGCUUUCUCAGAGCACGGAAAUUUAACCAUUUCGAGGCCUUCCGUCUCCUGGCCCAGUACUUUGAAUAUCGCCAGCAGAAUUUAGACAUGUUCAAGAACUUAAAAGCGACCGAUCCGGGGAUCAAGCAGGCCCUGAAGGACGGAUUCCCGGGGGUUCUGUCCAAUUUGGAUAGAUACGGGAGGAAGAUUUUGGUUCUGUUCGCUGCGAACUGGGAUCAGAGCAGGUACACUUUUGUGGAUAUUCUGCGAGCUAUCUUACUUUCUCUGGAGGCGAUGAUAGAAGACCCUGAGCUACAAGUAAAUGGAUUUGUCCUGAUCAUCGACUGGAGUAAUUUCACUUUCAAGCAAGCUUCCAAGCUAACGCCAAGCAUGCUGAGAUUGGCUAUUGAGGGCCUGCAGGACAGCUUUCCAGCCCGUUUUGGAGGGAUCCAUUUUGUCAACCAACCUUGGUACAUCCACGCUCUUUAUACAGUCAUCCGACCCUUUCUGAAGGACAAAACAAGAAAACGGAUCUUCAUGCAUGGAAACAAUCUGAACAGCUUGCACCAGCUGAUUCUGCCUGAGAUUCUACCAUCUGAACUGGGUGGGAUGCUGCCUCCAUAUGACAUGGGCACCUGGGCCAGAACGUUACUUGACCACGCGUACGAUGAGGACACUGACUACUGCCCCGAGUCUUACACCCUGUCCGUCAAAGACCUGGAAAAAGAUCUGUCUCCCAAAACCAUGAAGAGGUCCCAGUCCGUGGUGGAGCCAGGUGUCCUGAAACGACCAGAAAAAGUGAAAAGUGAAGAAGAGAACAUGCAGCCCUUGCUUUCACUGGACUAAACGCUCUUAAAUCCCCAUGCGAUGGGAAACCGACAAACCCGCACGCUGGGGAUGAGUGCACCCUGUUCCUAUAAUGCGAGAAAAAAAUGUACAAAGAAAGGUAAUGUUAAGGAGAAGAACACACGUACAGCCUCCAGGAAGACUGCAGAGAGCUGCCGUUUAAAGUGAUAUUUUUGAAGCAAAGAGCUAAAGGCAGACGUCCGUAUGUAAUUGUCAAGUGCCAAUUCAAUUCUGUAAAUACACUUCAGUUCUAGACGUGAGAUGGAGGGAGUAUUUGUCACACAAACAUGUAAAGACUGCUGUGAAUAUCCUGUAUGUGCUUCUCGUGAUUAUUAUGUAGAACAUGGUAACGUGGGAUGGGUAAAUCAUGCUUAUAAAGAUUCACUUUGGGCUUUCCGACAUUUUUAUUCCCCAGGAGUUGCUCAGGAGUAUUAGGAAACCAUAAAGCUGAUGGUAGUGUCAGAUGGGCGUAUGUUGCUUCCAUUGAAGAAAAUAGCAUAGCAGUGUUUCACAGCAAAUGCCCAGCAAACACCGUGGCUAAGAAAUCAUUUCUCGGAUGUCGUUUUAAAACUUUAUUUUAUCACAAAUCAGCCUGUGUUCAUUUAGUAGACUUAUAUCCUAGAGGGGUCGAAUCAUAUUUAGUACUGUAGGUUAUAUUUUUCACUGAUGGUCUUGUUGUUUAUCCUUUGAUGUAAAUGUGAAGCUUUUCUGUUUGAAGUUUGUUUCAGAGAAAAUUAUAUUCAUGCAAAGGACCAAAUGUCUGCAGUUAAAGUUUUGGAGGUAACAGCAAAGUAAUGUACGAUUCAUAGCCUUCAAUUUUACUUUACCGGCAUUAUUUUCAGGUCAUUUUUGAAGCUAAAGGAAUAGUUUAAAUUCGACUAUUUUUGGCUUUUUCCGUACAACAGCAGUUCACGUCUGUUAAAGGACACCUAUUAUGCCCAUUUUUACAAGAUGUAAUACGAGUCGUAGGUGUGUCUAAAAUGUGUCUGUAAAGGUUCAGCUCAAAAUACCACACAGAUCAUUUAUUAUAGCAUGUCCAAAAUGGGUGUGAGCAAAAUGUUUUCAUGUCUGUAGGUUAAAAUGCAAAUAAGGGUACUGCUCCUCACUCCCUUGCCAAAGAGACAGUGAGCGCUUUCAGUUAAAAUAGAUCUAACGGUAGUUCUUGAAACAACAGUAUUAUUACUAUUGAGAUAUGGUGGACAGCGUACAACUCACCGAGGGCAGGAACUAUGGUAAUGCAGGCUUGUCAGUCAGUGGCCAUGGGCGGGGCUUUAUCAGUGUGACAUAACAUUAAAGGCGGAUUGCACAAUGUUUGAAAGCCAAUGUUGAUAUUUGAAAUCACCUAAACAAACACGCCCCUACCCCAAUAGAAUCUGGACCUUUUUUUAAAAGACCCGCCCCACACAUAUGCAACCCGGCAAGGAUGUCGGUUAGUAGACACGCUCCUUACUGCUGAUUGGCUAUAAGUGUGUUUUGGUAGUUGGCCGUCUCCUUUUCCAAAGCGUUUUUCAAACAUUGUGCACUCCGCCUUUAACAAGAGAAUCAGAACAGCAUGUCUAAUGAGACUGAUUUGGUUUAAUGGGGCUUAAAGGGACACUCCACUUUUUUUGAAAAUAUGCUCAUUUUCCAGGUCCCUUAUGGUGCGUUUACACCAGCCACGGUAGAGGCGGCAAAAUGAACAUUUGAGUUUACUCGCUUCAUACGCGUGUGAAAGCCACGCGUGAAAUUCUAGUCAUUCGAGACAUUCAUGCGGAAAUUCGCAUCAUGGGAGGGGCUUCUGCGACUCUGCUCGCUUCCUGUAAUCACGUCAUUACUACAGCAAGGUCCUGAUUGGUUAACGUGGCGCGGAAAUCCGCCGAAGUUCAGAUUUUUCAACUCGCGCAAUUCCCGCGGCAACUGUCAAUUCGAGCGGAACGCGCCGCAGGAUGCCUAAUGGCGUCUUUGCAUUGACUUAACAUGUAAAUCACCCGCGCUUGCCGCCUCUACCGCGGCUGGUGUAAACACAGCAUUAGGGGUUGUGUACACCAAAACUUUUAAACGCGGCUGAAAACGCCUGGACAACGCCGAAUGCCAGCUGUUUUUCAGCUGAGUGCCAGCUUUCUUCAGCUAAGCGCUUUGGUAGCUCUGAUACGUCAGCUGUGAGACGGUUGGUUGCUGUGAUACUAGUCCCGCCCCACCUCCACGGCCGCGUGAGAACUGACAUUGACGAGCGGAGCUUUUCUUCCAAAGUUGAACAUUUCUCGGUACUCAGCGCUGAGUGUGGAAAAACCGCCCGGUGCCGGUUUUCAGCGCGGAAGAAAACCGCUAGCUGCUGGCUUAUUUGAAAAACGCCGAGCUUCCAUUGGAAACUGUUGAAAACAUGUGCUGGCCGCGGGGGUAAAAGUUUUGGUGUGCACAACCCCCUUAGAGUUAAACAUUUGAUUUUGGAAUCCAUUCAGCCGAUCUCCGGGUCUGGCGCUACCACUUUUAGCAUAGCUUAGCAUAUCCCAUUAAAACUGAUUAGACCAUUAGCAUCACCUAGAAAAUCGCAACUUUUAAUUUUCUGUCGGUCUUAGUACACGAUGUAAAAAGAGUCAAGUUUUAAAUAAGAAAAAUAACUGUUUGGUUAUUUUUAGCGCGAUGCUAAUGGUCUAAUCAGAUUCAAUGGAUUAUGCUAAGCUAUGCUAAAAGUGGUACCGACAGACCCAGAGAUCAGCUGAAAGGAUUCCAAAACGGUAAAAAUCAAAUGUUUAACUCUGGGGGAACUGGAAAAUGAGCAUAUUUUGUCAUUGUAGGGUGGUUGUGUUCACACACUGCCAACCCACAUUUAUGUCCAAAAACCUUGUAAAAGUGGAUUUUGCGUAAUAGGUGCCCUUUAAGCAAGUCAUUUUUCAGUGUUUUGAAGUUCUUGUAUAGAUGAGAGCUCAUUCGUGUGUGUUUCAUGGAAAGUAUAGUUUCCUUCAAAGUAUUAAUUCAAGUCCUUCAGUAUAAAUAAUAUACAUAGAAUUCAAAGAGGUUUACAUGAAACCAAAUGCAAACAAGGUAUUUUAUCAUAAAAGUGCAUGCUUCCAUAUUAUUAUAUUGGUCCGCUUUUAUUAUAUAAAAAAUAUUUUACUUAUAAUUAUUUAGCUGUUUUAUGGAAUGCUGUUGUUAUUAGUCUCUUUGCAGAUAGGUUGUCCUAAACCAGGAGAGAGGUUUAGUAUCAAGCCCUGACUGAAUUUAGGAAUUAUUCACCAAUUUUUGACAAAAUUAUUUUUCAAUUUUUUUGUUUUGUUUGUGUCUGGAUAUAAUGAACAAGGGCAAUAUAAAGUGCAUUUUCACCCAUCGGUUCGGUUAUGUUUUUUUAAGGUAAAUAUUUUAACACAUUCAUACUGUAUAUGAAAAUAAAGGUCUUCAGAAUUUAGCAACGCUUUAUCUUCAUGAGCAUUACACAUCCUAACUUAAUUUGGGCAAAUAAGACUUACCGGGCAAAGUUACAAUAUGGGCAGAUUGCGCUAAAGAUUUGUUCAUACCUUCAACUAUCUAAAAUGUUUUUGAGGCCAGGCGAAGUUAGAAGUGGUUUUGGUUAUGUGUGCGGUUGUCAUUAUUUUGUAUUAUAAUAAAGUGUUUCAAUUCUAUGGGCACAGCUUUUAUAUAGCCUAGUGGCAAAGUUUGGUCAUGUUUUAUUUGUAUUUAUUUAUUCAUUUGAAUUUGCUAACCUGUAACACUUACUAUAUGUGCAUUGCACCGUUUCUCUUCAGAACAAGCAGGUUAAAUCCCUAAUUUAUACUUGCAACCUGAUCUUAACUCAUUCCCCGCCAGCCAUUUUUUGAGAAGUUGCCUGCCGCCAGCAUUUUUUGUGAUUUUCACAAAAGUUUGACAAAAUGCCUUCCAGGAAAAUUUUCUUCUAAAAAUAUAUAAACAUACAAAUAUAUCAAAUGAAAGAACAGACCCUCUGCUUUCAACAUUUACGUUUUGGUAUUGCAGAUAAAAAUUCAUCAGGAACACAUUUUUAUGCGAAUGUUUUCUCUUAAUUGACAAGAUAACUCGUCUAUGGCGGGGAAAGAGUUAAUUUUGGGUUCACAAGGUGUAAAAACUGAAAAUACUUUUCAGAAACAUAAAAAUAUUUUUUUCCUCAAUUAAAAAUUGGCUUUUAAAAUCUGAAUGUAUUCCUUGAGAGUAAUGUUUUACUGCUAUUAUAAAAGCCAUUAUUACAUUUCAAAUCUCAUUGAAUGGUGAUCAUAGUAACCAAAAAGCAUUCUGUAAAUGAUUUAGCCUCAGAUGGUGUAAUGUUUAGCCUAAAUGGUGUAAAUUGAUCUGUUUCAGAAUAUAUUUAGUCGAACUGUCUAAUUGCCAUGACCAGUGUUUUAAUACGCCUCCAAUUUAUUUGUAUUCCCAUGUGUGGUUUUGGCCAUGCUGCAUUAUAAACAGCCUUUUUUGUAUUUUAAGCAAUCAGAAUGUUAAACAAUUUGUCUCCAUUUUUCUAGCCUUGCUUUCUAUGGGUAUGUACGUAUUGAUAUUACGACCAAAGCAACCCUGGGUUAACAAUUAUCCCCUGCUUUUCUACAGACUCCUUGGUACAAGAAUAGUUUAGUAUGAUUACAUUAGUUUUCACAUUUUCUUUGAUUGUUGGCUUAUCUUUUCCAUAUCACUUUGAUUGUAUAAUAGGGUGUUAGAGAAGCCCAUGCAGUAUAGAGGUAUUAUACAGAACACUACAUGUGGUUUAAAGGAACAUGUUGAAUGGAAGUAAAUAUGUGUAUAUGUCCUUUCAAAAUGCUGACAUAAAUUAUGUAACUGAAUCUAAACUGCGAAAGGAGAAAAGCAGCCAAUAAAUAUUGAUAUAAAUA